AUGGAUUUGGGCAGCCUGACCACGGUGGUUGCCAACUCGGCCUACAUAAGCGCCCGCGGCAGCUUCGAUGGCUCCAACCCGGCAGCCUCGCGUGACAAGAAGUACCACGCCCGCCUCAAGCUGCCCCACAUCACCGUGUGUGAGGGCCUCCAGGAAACCCUGGACCUAACCUUUCAGUCAGUCUGCGUGGAGCAGCCCAUCGGCAAACGUCUGUUCCGCGAGUUCCUGGAGACGGUGCCCGAAUACCACGGUCCUUGCCACUUGUGGCGGGACAUCGAAGAGUACGACUUAGCCGAAGACACAGACCGGGCCCAGAAGGCUUCUAGGAUCGUCCAGCGUUACCUGGAAUCCUCUGCUAAGCUCUACUGCCCCUUCCUGACCCCGGAGACCGUGACCCAGGUGAAGGAGGCACAGCAGGGGGCUGGGGACACACUCUUUUCCCAGACACUGGUCUCGGUGCUGGGCUACCUCCAGGAAGUUCCCUACACCUUCUUCCUGGAGAGCAUGUACCUGAAGAGGUUCCUGCAGUGGAAGUGGCUGGAGAUGCAGCCCAUGGACCAAGACUGGUUCCAGGACUUCCGUGUGCUAGGGAAGGGGGGGUUCGGAGAGGUGUCUGCCUGCCAGAUGAAGGCCACGGGGAAACUGUACGCCUGCAAGAAGCUCAACAAGAAGAGGCUGAAGAAGAGGAAAGGCUAUGAGGGGGCGAUGGUGGAGAAGAGGAUUCUUGCCAGGGUUCAUAGUCGCUUCAUCGUGUCACUGGCCUACGCUUUCCAGACCAAGGAUGAGCUUUGCCUGGUUAUGACCAUCAUGAAUGGAGGAGACCUGAAGUACCACAUCUAUCUGGUGGAUGAGAACAACCCAGGGUUUGAGGAGCCCAGAGCCUGUUUCUACGCAGCUCAGAUCAUCCAGGGCAUGGAGCACCUCCACCAGAAGAGAAUCAUCUACAGAGACCUCAAACCUGAGAACGUGCUGCUGGACAAUGAAGGUAACGUGCGUAUCUCUGACCUGGGUCUGGCAGUGGAGCUGAAGGAGAACCAGACAAAGAUCAAAGGUUAUGCCGGAACUCCAGGGUUUAUGGCCCCGGAGCUCCUGAAGGGGGAGAAGUAUGACACCUCAGUGGACUAUUUCACCCUAGGGGUCACACUGUUUGAGUUUAUGGCCGCCAAGAACCCCUUCAGGGAACGUGGAGAGAAGGUUGAGAAGGAGGCACUAAAGGAGCGCAUCAUGACCGGGACUGUGGUUUACCCAGAGACAUUCAGUGAGAACGCCAAGUCCAUCUGCUCUGCGCUGCUGGAGAAACAGGUGGACAAGAGACUAGGUUUCAAGGACGGGACCUGUGACGAGAUCAGGACACACCCCUUCUUCACCGCCAUCCACUGGACAAGACUGGAUGCAGGCAUCCUGCCCCCUCCGUUUGUCCCUGACUCCAAGGUGGUCUACGCCAAGGACUUGGAUGACGUGGGGGAGUUCUCCUCGGUGAAGGGGGUGGGGCUGGACGACCCCGACCGCGUGUUCUUUGACGAGUUCUCCUCUGGGAACAUUGCCAUCCCCUGGCAGGAGGAGAUGAUUGAGACGGGGAUCUAUGGUGAGCUCAACGUGUGGGGACCCGCAGGCACCAUACCCAACGACCUGCGCAGGGAGUCCAUCUUGGAACAGCCCAAGUCAUCCACCUGCUGCUUGGCGUGAUUGUCUCUUUGGAAACGGAGGACGAAGAAGGGAGCUCAGACGUUCCGGAUCAGACCAACCGUAGCUCUUUGAGGUGAUGUUGUGUUUAGUACACGCGGAAGCGCUGCCAACUGAAUAUUUUUUUGAACGCUUUACGUUUAGAGUAGAACAAUGAGAGAAACUGUAAAAAAAAAAAAAUACAUACACCUCAAAGGGCAUUGAUGGGAAAAUGCGUCGCCAUCGUGACAACAACACCUGGACCCAGACAAACACUCAAGACAGUCCAGAACAGGAAAUCAGGUUCUACACAAUAACGUUGCCAUGGAGAUGGAACUCCUGAGUGGCACGGCGUUCUGACUGCUCAUUGGUUGAGAUUGAGAGACUGUUCCGCUGCUCUUAGAGUGAAACUGUUAGAUGGACUUUGGACCUUUGUACUUCAUUUGGGCCCAGCUAUAGAUA
Messenger RNA from Salvelinus namaycush (lake trout), 2124 nucleotides. RefSeq names its product rhodopsin kinase GRK1-like. Lineage: Eukaryota; Metazoa; Chordata; Actinopteri; Salmoniformes; Salmonidae. The transcript is spliced from 7 exons. The coding region runs from base 1 to 1686 and encodes 561 amino acids. Gene Ontology annotation, molecular function: ATP binding; rhodopsin kinase activity. Gene Ontology annotation, biological process: regulation of signal transduction; signal transduction; protein phosphorylation. The record is from RefSeq and is a predicted model, not a curated record. Gene Ontology annotation, cellular component: cytoplasm.